Toxotes jaculatrix (banded archerfish) is the source of this 792-nucleotide messenger RNA. It is a transcript of the gene itpa, whose product is annotated as inosine triphosphatase (nucleoside triphosphate pyrophosphatase). The record is from RefSeq and is a predicted model, not a curated record. Gene Ontology annotation, cellular component: cytoplasm. Gene Ontology annotation, biological process: nucleoside triphosphate catabolic process. Gene Ontology annotation, molecular function: nucleoside triphosphate diphosphatase activity. Lineage: Eukaryota; Metazoa; Chordata; Actinopteri; Toxotidae. The coding region runs from base 40 to 654 and encodes 204 amino acids. The transcript is spliced from 8 exons.
UCGGGUCCGGUGUUUUUAGUCAUCCGGGUGUCGUUCAUCAUGGCUGUGCAAGCUGGAAGGUCUGUGGUGUUCGUGACUGGAAACGCAAAGAAACUCGAAGAGGUCAUUCAGAUCCUGGGAGACAAGUUUCCCUACAAACUAGUGUCAAAAAAGAUUGACUUACCUGAGUACCAGGGAGAGCCAGAUGAGAUCUCCAUACAGAAGUGUAAGGAGGCUGCACGCCAGAUUGAUGGACCAGUAAUAGUGGAGGACACCUGUCUGUGUUUCACGGCUUUAGGAGGCCUGCCUGGUCCUUACAUAAAAUGGUUCCUGGAUAAACUGAAGCCAGAGGGCUUGUAUAAGCUCCUGGCUGGCUUUGAAGAUAAAUCAGCGUGGGCUCUCUGCACCUUUGCUUUCUGUGCUGGGAAAGGUGAACAAGUACAGCUCUUCAGAGGGAAAACGGAGGGGCACAUUGUGGAACCCCGGGGACCUCGAGACUUUGGAUGGGAUCCAUGUUUCCAGCCAGAGGGAUACGACAAAACCUAUGCUGAACUGCCCAAAGAAGUGAAGAAUUCAAUCUCUCACCGCUACCGGGCUCUAGCUGCCAUGUCUGAGCACUUCUCUCAAACCAACAAUACCUCACCACUGAGGAAGAAGAUGAAACAGGAGGAUUAAGCCGUCAUUUUAGACAAGCUUUCAAGAUGAAGAGGAUACUCCUUGUUCCUUGAUCACAGCGUCUACUUGUAUAGGCUGCAAUAGAAACGUGCUGCAUAAUGUUUUCUUUUUUUAAAAAAAAUAAACCUUGUAUUAAUU